Molecule: messenger RNA, 2203 nt
Organism: Haliotis rubra (blacklip abalone)
Lineage: Eukaryota; Metazoa; Mollusca; Gastropoda; Lepetellida; Haliotidae
Product: cephalotocin receptor 2-like
Exons: 3
Coding region: 40-1665 (541 amino acids)
Biological process (GO): G protein-coupled receptor signaling pathway
Cellular component (GO): membrane
Molecular function (GO): vasopressin receptor activity; peptide binding
Source: RefSeq, a predicted model, not a curated record
UGACCUGGCAACGCAUCACUAUGGAUGUGAUUAUUAAACAUGCGAAGAACUUUCCUAGAAAACAACGCACAUUUUGAGUUCAUACCCGACAGAACAAUAUCCAGUAUGGCUAACAGUGAUUCCGCCAUGGCGGAAAUCCGCCUUAUUUUGUCGCCUCAAACAACGUCAUAUCCAACUGGCCUCGGUUUGAACAAUACUGAUGUCAGGAACGAUAACUCGACCACUGUCACAUCGAACGCCAAUCAACAGAUAAACAAAAGUUUGGCAGAAGCGGAAGUCACGGUGCAGGCCGUCAUCCUAGCACUGGCUGUGUUUGGAAAUACUUGUGUCUUGAUCGCCCUGGCCAGAAGGCGUAAAAUCAACAGCAGAAUGCACAUGUUCAUAAUGCACCUGAGCAUAGCGGAUCUGUUGGUAGCAUUCUUUAAUAUUUUACCACAACUGAUAUGGGAUGUGACGCAGAAAUUCCAGGGAGGAGAUGUUUUGUGUCGCUUUGUGAAGUUCAUGCAAGUAUUUGUGAUGUACCUGUCGACGUACGUGCUGGUGAUGACAGCUAUUGACCGAUAUAGGGCUAUUUGUCAUCCCUUGUCAAACCACAACUGGACAACCAAAACUGUCAAUCUUAUGAUAGCAGGAGCGUAUUUCAUUGCCGGUGUUUUCAGCAUACCCCAGACUCUGCUGUUCAAGUACCAGGAACGUGUCGUUGGUACUGGAGACUUUGAUUGUUGGGUCCACUGGGAUCCACCCUGGAUCCUUCAGCUGUACAUUACAACAUUCACAUUCCUGGUCUAUGUCAUUCCGUUUUUAAUUCUUGUUUUUGCAUACGGGUCAAUAUGCUACACAAUUUGGUCCAAAUAUAGAGUGACGCGUGAACCCCUGUUAAAAAGGGAGGUAACGAAUGGUGCUGUUGGUCACAUGAUGUACACUUCAUCUAGUCCGAGUCCGGGAAGGACAUUUGGAUAUAGGGAUGGCGGAAUGCAUCCAAGAUCACAUUCCAGUAGAGGUUUCUCCAGAGCCAAGCUGAAGACAGUGAAGUUAACAUUUGUAGUGAUCCUUGCCUACCUUGUCUGCUGGUCUCCAUUCUUCAUCUCCCAGCUGUGGUGGCUAUACGAUGAGUCGGCUCCGAUGUCAAACAACAGUAUUGUGAUCAUGCUGCUCCUGGCAAGCCUGAACAGCUGCUGCAACCCAUGGAUUUACCUGGCCUUCAGCGGGAACCUCAUCAAAUAUCUGUCUCCAUGUUACAACUCAAGCUGUAUGUCUGAUCAAAGAAAUCACACAUACACCAAUUCCAACACUGACAAUAGCCUCAAAAACCGAUCCACUAUCGAACUGGAGAAAAUGGGCACAAGGGAGAAAUUCAAACGCAUGGGCUCUUUGACAUCACUCUUAACAUCGCGGAUCUCACGGAAAGAAACCAUCGUUACAACGACGUUUAAAAGGCCGCAAACCCCAGUACAAGAUGAGAGUCCUAAAUCUCCUCACGUGACCAAACGUGCACGUGUACAUGAAAGACCAGCCAAUGAAAUUGUGGAAGCUCAAAUGAAAUGGGACAGGAAUAUGGGCGUGGAAUGUACAAGGUCCCCGAUCCUUGUGUUAGCGGACGAACUGCCGAAUGGCUCGCCGCUAUCUGAAGAUGACACGAUUGAAACUUUGGGGACAUCAUUCUAGAUAUUGUGAUUUUUUCACAAGGAGAUGCUUUGAAGUAAUUUACUGAUGGCUAUAAAAUACAGGUACACACAGUGUGGAAUGUGAGACUUUGAAAUAUGUAUCUUAAAUAAUGACAAAUUCAGAAUGAUCAAAAUGGAACGAUUCUUCAUUUGCAACUGCUCGUCGCCAGUAAAGACCAUGACAGAUGCGCCAAAACGUACAUAAUAUCAUAACACAUUUCUAUGAAAAACACAGUUAAUCCUAACCAAAAGGCAUCCUUGAGCAAUGGACAAUGGACAAUGUGAACAUAGUGCCACGUAUAUCUUUUGUCUACGACUCCCCUAACAAGGGGGUAGCAGUACAGACGUAUUUGCUCAAUACAAUGAUACAGUACUCAUACAAAUAUAAUUUCUUAUCUUCUUACUCCCUUACCUGUUGGUUAUGUAUAUAUUACUUUUUUAUGUUGUGAGUCAAGACUACAUUCUAUUAUUGUACUGUACUUAUGUUUUAGCCAUUUCGAACUGAUUAAAGGCGAUACAUUCAAUUGCAACUAACUCAA